Rhododendron vialii is the source of this 1857-nucleotide messenger RNA. RefSeq names its product cytochrome P450 94C1-like. Bases 117 to 1607 code for a protein of 496 amino acids. The transcript is spliced from 2 exons. The record is from RefSeq and is a predicted model, not a curated record. Gene Ontology annotation, molecular function: iron ion binding; monooxygenase activity; oxidoreductase activity, acting on paired donors, with incorporation or reduction of molecular oxygen. NCBI's taxonomy places the organism in Eukaryota, Viridiplantae, Streptophyta, Magnoliopsida, Ericales, Ericaceae.
CCAGCUAAACUGAAAAACACCACUAUAAAAACCACAGCCGCAUCCCUCUCUCUCUCCACUCCUCACCUCCUUCUCUCUCUAAAAUAAUACUGUACUAUUCCAUCUCCUCCACGCCCAUGGAGUACUCUCUAACAUCCUACAUCCACUUCUCUCUCUUCUUCUUCUACUUCACAAUCUCCUUCACUCUCUUUCUCUACAUAGCAAAACUAGUAGGACUGUUCAAGCCAUCUUGCAAAUGCGACAUAUGCAAGAGCUACCUCUCCAAGAGCUGGUCGUCCGACUUCGAAAACCUCUCCGACUGGUACGCUCACCUCCUCCGCCUCUCCCCCACCGGAACAAUCCACAUCCACGUCCUCAACAACACCGUCACGGCCAACCCGGAAAACGUCGAGCACAUGCUCAGAACCAAUUUCGAGAACUACCCGAAGGGCAGGCCCUUCUCUGCAAUCCUGGGUGAUCUUCUGGGCAAGGGUAUUUUCAACGUGGACGGCCACUCGUGGAGGUUCCAGAGGAAAAUAGCCAGUCUUGAACUCGGCAGCGUCUCGAUACGCUCGCAUGCUUUUGAGAUUGUGAGUUCGGAAAUCCAAAACAGGCUCAUUCCUCUUCUAUCCUCGGUUCGAAACGACGUUGUUUUGGAUUUACAAGACUUGUUUCGGCGGUUUUCGUUCGAUACUAUUUGCCGGUUUUCGUUCGGUUUGGACCCGGGGUGCCUCAAGUUAUCGCUACCCGUGUCGGAUUUUGCAGCGGCUUUUGAUCUUGCGUCUAGACUGUCCGCUAAGCGCGCAAUGGCUGUCUCGCCCUUGAUUUGGAAAAUGAAGAGACUACUCAACUUUGGCGAUGAAAAGAAGCUCAACGAGGCGAUCAAGUCGAUCGACUGCCUCGCCGGUGAGCUGAUAAAUCACCGGCGAGAAGCAGGGUUUUCGACCCAGAAAGACCUUCUUUCUAGGUUCAUGGGCACCAUCACAGACGAUCGGUACCUCAGGGAUAUCGUGGUCAGCUUCCUUCUGGCUGGUCGUGACACAGUGGCGGCCGCCCUGACAAGCUUCUUCUGGCUGGUGGCACAACAUCCGGAGGUGGAAUUGGCGAUUCGUGCUGAGUCGGACCGAGUCAUGGGCGAGGCGAGUCAAGGAAUCGCGAGUUUCGGGGAGAUGAGAGAGAUGCACUACUUGCAGGCUGCAAUUUAUGAGAGUAUGAGGCUCUACCCGCCAGUGCAGUUUGAUUCCAAGUUUUGCCAAGAGGUUGAUACUCUUCCAGAUGGCACGAAUGUCCAAAAAGGCACUAGAGUUACAUACCAUCCCUACGCAAUGGGUCGAAUGGAGCAGAUUUGGGGUCCAGAUUGUCUUGAAUUCAAGCCCGAAAGGUGGUUGGAGAACAGUGUUUUCCGCCCGGUUAGCCCUUUCAAGUACCCUGUUUUUCAAGCCGGGGUCAGGGUUUGUUUGGGCAAGGAGAUGGCCCUGGUGGAGAUGAAGAGUGUUGCCCUCGCCUUGAUACGGCGGUUCGACAUCCGAGCAGCGGCAACACCGAGCCAAACACCGCAGUUUGUUCCUGGCCUAACCGCCACCGUGAAGGGCGGUCUUCCGGUCAUGAUUCACGAGCGGAGACUCUAGUUAACCACCUUGUGGUGGUUUACAUGCGCAUGUAUAUAUGGGAUUGUGGAGUAGUUUAGUGUAGAUACACACAAAUCACCACAGUUUGAGUGCAAAGAGAAAAAUCGAUAGGCGAUUUACCGUAUUAAUGUACAUAAUUAACCGGUGAAUCAGUUCAAAUUAAGCACUAAUUUGGUGUGGAAUCAGAAUGAUCCCCUUGCUUGGGACCCUAUCAUUCAUAUACACAUAUAUUAAUGAGCAAUUUUGAUUA